Thalassophryne amazonica is the source of this 1373-nucleotide messenger RNA. Its product is annotated as GTPase IMAP family member 4. Gene Ontology annotation, molecular function: GTP binding. Bases 109 to 1152 code for a protein of 347 amino acids. The record is from RefSeq and is a predicted model, not a curated record. The transcript has 2 exons. NCBI's taxonomy places the organism in Eukaryota, Metazoa, Chordata, Actinopteri, Batrachoidiformes, Batrachoididae.
AGAGAGAUGAUCGAAUACUAAAGUACUUACCUCCAUCUGGCUGCUGUGCAGUCUGUCUUUUAGGGAUAAUCCACAUCAAAGACCUCAGUUGUGCUACAAAUUGGCCAAAUGGAUAAAAGAAAGAAAGCAGCUUCUCCCGAGCUGAGGCUAAUGGUGGUCGGCAGCAGUGGACCAUCUCAGUUCCUGCUAACCAAUGUCAUCCUUGGGAGAGAAGAGUUCUCCAGGGAUGUCACCAGCAUUUCUGGAAGUAGAAAGAACACUGGGGAACUGGCUGGUAGACGACUGGCUGUGAUCAACGGACCAAACAUUUACAAUGAGGAUAUUUCUAAAACCAAGAGGACGAUAGAGCUGAGAAGGUCGAAGUGUUUGUGUAUCCCUGGUCCUCAUGCUUUUCUUGUUGCCUUUGACAUGGAGAAAAUCUCCCCAAAUGACAUGAACACACCCAAGCUGAUGAUGAAGCGUUUUGGAAGGAAGUGUCUAAGGCAUUGCAUAGUCUUCCUGGCCUAUGAAGGGAAUCUGGAUGGUGCUACCAUGGAGGACAGAGUGCUGAAGACCUCCUGGCAUCUAAGAGAAUUGAUUGAGAAGUUUGGUGGACAAUUUCAUGUUUUCAGGACGAACUGGCAAGAUCGCAGUCGGGACAGAGAGCUGCUGCAGAAAAUCGAGUGGCUGGUGGCCUCCUUAGGAGGAUGUGCUUUUUCUAGUAGAACAUUCCAGAAGGCAGAGGACAGUGUACAAAAAGAAGAAAAAAGGCUGAAGAAGCUCAUGGCAGCAGAAAUGGGGAAGGCAUGGAAUGAGCUGGGGCAGCAGUAUGUAGGGGAUGAGUUGCAUGGACAGAAGGAUGCCUACAGCAUCAGGGUUGCAGCAGAGAUCACAGCAAAAGCAGAGAUAGACAAUAGCUGGCUCAGGUCAUCGUUGGCCAGAGGUUUGGGGACAGGUCUCGCUGUGGGAGCUGUCGUUGGUGCACUGGUCGGGUCCAUAGAAGGACCCGGGGGGAUGGUUCUUUUUGGGAUCAUAGGUGGUGCAGUAGGCGGCUCAGCAGGAGGAACAGCUCAGGUAGCUAUAAAUCAUAUGGACAACAGAGUGGCCCCUCCUGCAAGACUCAACUUCAACUCCAUUUUCAUCAACCGCUUCUUCGUUGCUCCUCGCCCUUGAUCAUAUGACAAUCUGCAUUUCGGUAACAACUCACCAUCUGACAGCAGAUGUUUAAAGAUGCCUCACAUUCACUCGUUGCAUUGUUGGGAACUAUGCUGCACGACUCAAACCUGCAUAUAUGAAAGAUUUAAAGUUCAGCAUCUUGUUCAAAAACGUCUGGAUAUGUGGGCAGGAGUACCUGGGAAUCCAAACAGCAACUUUUACAAUCACCAACACCUUAA